Stegodyphus dumicola is the source of this 531-nucleotide messenger RNA. It is a transcript of the gene Pino, whose product is annotated as protein pinocchio. NCBI's taxonomy places the organism in Eukaryota, Metazoa, Arthropoda, Arachnida, Araneae, Eresidae. The record is from RefSeq and is a predicted model, not a curated record.
GUUGUCGUUGGGUUGAAAGACGCGACGAUCCAUUCCUUGAACUGUAGCAAUUUAUGCGAGUGCCGCUGUCAGCAGAGGUUAUCGUACCUUCAAAGAGCGUUCUGUAAACAAUUGAAAUUCGUAGAAAAUUUGACUUAUAUCAUGGUGCAUAAUUCCAAACUGAACAUAAUGCAUUUUUCAUACAGGAAUGAAAAGAGUGAGUCUCUCCAGCAGGUGGUAGACUGCUCAAGUGAAGAGAAAAAAGAGAAUUUAGAAUUUGAAAAUGAUAAUCUGCAACAUGAUACUUCAGAUAUGUUAACACUUGAAGGUCUUAAAAGACAGUAUUAUUCCUGUUCUAACUGUGGAGUGAGUUGGUAUGAUGAUCAUAUUAGUUUAGAUUGUAGUGAAUGUGGGGGCUAUGCCAUGUGCAGACCAUGUCCAGAAUGUAAUGGACAAUGUGGGAGUAUAUGGCGGAGAGACGUAGAAUCAGUAAGUGUCAAUCAUUUUAUAUAUUAUUGUGCUUUGUUAAGAGAUUAGUGUGAAUGUAUUGAA